AUGAACGUUCCGGGUACCUCAUUGAAUUCUUCAUCUGGAACACCAAACACCAAUGGUGGCUACGCGAAAUAUCAAAUCCGCUCCAGCGGAAUGCCACGUGUUUUGGCGCAAGACACCGACGUUUUCACGUUGGACGACACGGAUCAAUUGAGCGAGAUGGAUCGAAUGAUUGCGCCGCCGCCGGUGGCAAAAUCGAAUGGGUGAGAGAGAGUUCGGCUAACUUUUUUUGAAUUUUACGCAAGAUUUGGCGCAGAACGAGACCAAACACGGUGUGUUUUGGCGCCAAAACACACCGUGUUUGGUGUCAUUCGCCGCCAAAUUUUUUCCUUGCCACGUGGCUUUUUCACACCAAAAUUUUGCAGUGCCGCCAACACCAAAGAAGAGGAAAAAAGUCGUUUGGUUGAGUGUAGUUUGGAUAGUGAUGAGGAAGAGGAAGAGACAAUGAAAAACGAGGAGACGCAGAGAGAUGUUCGACAGAAUAGUUAGUUUGGGGGGUCUACAGUAGUAUAAUAUGAGCAAUUUGUGACGUGGCGAUUUUGAUCUACAGUUAACUAAACUGAGCAAUCCUGAAAUGUGUGAGCUACAGUAAAUUAAUCUGAACAAUCCAAAACGAUCUUUGAUCUACAGUAGUAUAACCUGAGCAAUCCAGAAAAGUCUAAAUCUACAGUAAUUUAAUCUGAGCAACCCCAAGAUGUUUAAAGUUCAUCCUGAAUUUUUGUGAAUUAAAAAUAUAUAAUCUGAGCAAUCCUUAGGUUUUUGACCAUAGAAGAAUAACCUGAGCAAUCCUGAAAAUAACUAUGACGUGGCACUUAUGCUGAUAAAAAAAAUUAUUCAUAAAUUUCCGAAAAAAGAAAAUUUAUUCAUCAAUUUUGCGGCACCAACCAAUUGAUCCUAAGCAUGAACGCUUCUUUUCACAUUUGUAUCCUUUUCGACAUUGUCUGGAACUGGAGCAGUAAUUUGAAACUGAGCCGGAAAUCAAGAAGACUAGAAUUAAAAAUGAGCAGAUUUUGAGCGAAAACAUGAUUUUUGAUAUGAUUUUUUGUGCAAAUCGAUUCGGUUUUUAUGCAGAAAAUUUUGUGAUUUGCAUAAUUUUUGCGGCCCUAAUUUUUGAUUCGUGAUUUGCAAGCAGGUCUGCAAAAAUUGUGCAAUUUUUUAUGCAGAAAAAAUCUGAACCAAGUUAAGUAGGGUGGAUAAUCUGAGCAAUUCCAAAAAUUUUAGUUUAAUGUAGUUAGUUUAACCUGAGCAAUAAAAUUAGACUUUUCAGAACACAUUUUUGCCACGUGGAACUUCAAGUUUUUGAAGAAAACAAUUUUGAAACCAUUUUUGUGAUUAGGUUUCCAGAAGAAUUUUUGCCACGUGGAUUUUUGAUUUCUGAUUCGAAAUUUCAAUCCAAUUCAAAAUUCAAUUUAAAUUUUCAAAAAAUUCAGAUUCUUCGUCAGAUUUUCAGAGCCCAAAAACCUUUUUGCAAAAAAAUUGAUCAAUUUCUGCAGACCUGCAAAUUUCUUGCAAAUCACGAAUAAAAAUUAGGGCUGCAAAAAUUAUGCAAAUCACAAAAUAUUCUGCAUAAAAACCGAAUCGAUCUGCACAAAAAAUCAUAUCACAAAUCAUGUUGUCGUUCAAAAUCUGCUCAUUGAUUCUCGUCUUCUUGAUUGCCGGCUCAAUUUCAGUUUCGGCUCAAUAUCCGCCUCCAGAUUCAAUUCCACCCCCACAAUAUCCACCACAAUAUCCGCCACCACAACAAUAUCCACCACAAAAUCCAUCUUCAUGUAAGAGAAGCGCGGAUUGUUUGCCAGGAUAUAAAUGCAGAGGUCCAAUUGGCAUCUUCCGAUUUUCAAAAAAUGCAAAAGAAUCUAAGUUUUCUUUAAUUUCUUUAAUAAAUAAUUGGUUGGGUUUUUGAGUUGUUUUGAUAUUGCUCAUUUCAAAAUUCGAUUUCACGAUUGCUCAGAUUAGAAUCAUUGAAUCUCAAAUUUCAAAUGUUCAAUAUUGCUCAGUAGAUCAAAUUUUCCCACCAGAAUUGCCAGAUGUAGAUCACUGCAUUUCAGGAUUGCUAAAUUCAAAUUCAAAUUCGCAUUACUGUAGAUUUUGUAAGCCCAAAAAUGUCUGCAAAACAUUUUCAAAUUAGAUUUUUUUCAUUGCUCAGAUUAUAUUCAUUUGAAUCAGAAUCUUAUUUUCACCCUAAUUUACUAUAGAUCAUAAUUUUCACGAUUGCUCAGGUUAUACUUGGUUUUUUGAAGGUUGAGGUAUGAAAAAAUCACAUGGAAUUUGUAAGAAAAAUGUUCUUUUGUAGCUAAACUGUUUUUUUUUCGUAAUUUUCUUGAAAAAUUUAUUUUUUUGAACCAGCAUAAAAAAUCGAAAAAAAUCCCACAAAAAUAUUUAUUUUUCAAUACAAAAUUAAAAAAAUUAAUUAUUUUUUCUCACAUUUUCCACCCAAAAUCCAAGUUUUACAAUGAAAUCCUUUCAAACAAUGUUCGUCCUUUCUACAGUAGAGUGGAUUCUUUUUCGGAUCUCGACAAACAUGAAAUAUGAUUAUUGGAUUGUUCGAAUUCUCACAAAUAUGACCCUUCAAGCAAUUCUCAUUUUUCUCGCAAGUAAAUCGGAUUCUCUUUACGGCAAACUUUUGAAGUGGAUCCGUUUAACUUUCCACAAAAAUGACCUUUUGGACAAUCCUCGGUUUUUGUGCAAUUUUUGACCAAAGUUGAGCCAACUCCUUUUAGUUUUUGCACACUUUUUGAAGCUUGGCAAAAUUUGAAGAUGGGAAGUGUUUCAUUGAAAAUUGGAAGUUGGAACCCUCUACAAAUCUCGCCUUUUGGACAAUCCGAGUUUUUCUUGCAGAGGCUAUUUGAUUCCGCAGUUUUUGUCGAAUUUUUGACUGAAACUGAAAUUGAGCCAGCAAUCAAGAAGACUAGAAUUAAAAAUGAGCAGAUUUUGAGCGAAAACAUGGUUUGUGAUAUGAUUUUUUGAGGAGAUCGAUUUGGUUUUUAUGCAGAAUAUUUUGUGAUUUGCAGAAUUUUUGCAGCCCUAAUUUUUAUUUGCAAGAAAUUUUUAGCAAAAAAAUGUACCAGAUUUUUUGGGCUCUGAAAAUCUGAAGAAGUAUCUGAAUAUUUAGAAAAUUUAAAAUUCAAUUGCCACGUGGCACUUUUUGAAUUUUGAAUUGGACUGAAAAUUGGAAUCAGAAAUCAGAAAUCCACGUGGCAUUACAGUACUCUCAACUUCAAUCUGAUAGAAUAAUCUGAGAAAUUCCCGAAUUUUCAGUCCGAAGCUGAAAAAUCCUGCAAGAGUUUUCAGAUUUUUUUCAAAAAAAAAACUCUAAUUCAAGAAUUCUUUUGGAAAUAAUUCCACGUGGCAAAAGUUAACCUAAAUCUAUUUUAAAUUUUCCUUUGAGUUCUGAAUUUUUUUAAAUAUGCCACGUGGUAGAUGAAAUUCCAGAUUUGCCACAGGGUGGAUUUUUGCCACGUGGAUUUUUUAUUUCGAAAAUUUUCAAUUUUUUCACGUGGAUAAGGAAGCAAGAAUCCACGUGGCAAAAUUUUUUUUUCAAAUUUUCCAAAAAUUCAGAUACUUCUGAAAAGUGUCAGAUUUUCAGAGCCCAAAAACCUGAUUCAAAUUUUUUUUUGAAAAAAAUUGAUAAAUUUCUUCAGACCUGCAAAUUUCUUGCAAAUCACGAAUACAAAUUAGGGCUGCAAAAAUUCUGCAAAUCACAAAAUAUUCUGCAUAAAAACCAAAUUCCCUUGCCCCAAAAAUCAUAUCGAAAAAAAAUGUUUUCGUUCAAAAUCUGCUCAUUUUUAAUUCUAGUCUUCUUGAUUGCCGCCACACAAUCAAUUCCAGCUCAAAAUUCAACAAUCAAUCCAGAAUCCCUCAAAAUCUGCGACAAGAACAAGGAUUGUCCAAAAGGCGAGAUUUGUGCGAAAUUCCAACUGCCAGGUUCCAAUCAAACUUUUCCCAUUUUCAAAUUUUGCCAAUCUCCGAAACAGAAAAAAGUUCGUUCAACUCCAGCUCCAAAAUCGUAUGAUCCUUGCGGGAGAAACGCUAAAGAGCAAAUAAAAAAAGUUUCGGCUCAAACUGUGGGCUCAUUAAAAUUCUGCAUAGGAAAUUCGGAAUGUCCAAAAGGUCAAGCCUGUAAAUCUAUCAAAAUUCCAUGUUUGAGAACAGUUCUUCCAAUUCUUGUCUGCCAGGCUUCAAAAAGUUGCUGCUCCAAAAAGUGGUGCUCCAAAACAAGUUAGCUCAACUCCAGCUCCAGCUCUCAAAGACUGCAAGAAAAACUCAGACUGCCCGAAAGGUCAUACAUGUGAGGAUUUCAAAUUUCCAAUUCCACUCACGCUUCAAAAUCCACCAAAAUAUUGCCGAGAUCCCGAACAUCCAUUUUUCUGUCAGAAAAAUGAGGAUUGUAAAAUGGGCGAAAAAUGCCUUUUGGAAUAUUUGUGUGUGAAGCCGGAGAAAAAAAAUUGAUUUUUUUAAAUUUUUUUUUGUGAAAAAUUUUAGAAAUAAAGUUUUUAUGGGGUUGCUCAUGUUAAUAAGUUUUUUUAAUUAAAAUAAUUCGGCCAAUCAAAAUAGACAAAACAGUACUAGAUUUUUUUAUUGCUCAUGUUAAAAAAUAUUCAGAAAUUCAGGAUUGCUCAGGUUAAACUUAUUUCUAAAAAUGUGAAGUUUUUGAGCCUCAGGAUUGCUCAGGAUUGCUCAGGAUUGCUCUUCCACGUGGAUUUUUAAUCAUAAAAUUUCUGAGCUUGUUUUCAACAUUGCUCAUGUUAGACUACUGGAAAUCAAUUAUUUCUGAGUUUUGAAAAUUGCCACGUGUCAUUUUUUUUUUGGAAAUUUUUUUAAUUUUGAAAAAAAAAUGCCACGUGGCAAAAAUUUUUUGAAAAUUUUGAAAAAAUGCCACGUGGCAAAAUCUUCACUGAAACCAAAGUUAUGAUUUUUUCCUAUGAUAGACAUUUUCUCUAAUUAACUACAGUAAUCCCUAAUUAGUGUAAUUAUAAAUCCACGUGGAAAAAUAAUCGCUUAAAAACUUUGAACCCUUAAUCUGAGCAAUCUGAAAUUUUCCCCCAAUAUUUUGAAAUUUUUGUUUGGGCUUAUCUUCCUAAUUAAUUAAAUACAGUUUAAUUACCUAAAUAAAUACAGUAAUCGUUCUAAUUAGUCUAAUUAAUUACCCUAAUUACCUAACUAAUUAAUUAAUUUUUUUUUGCAGAACCCGAAUCCAAACGUCUCCGCGACUCUUUCGAUCUCGACACCGACUCGCUUUCCGAUGAUCUCGACCUACUUCCCCCAAUUCCAGGCGCUCCCAACACCAAUUCCAGCUCGAUUUUCCACAAAUUCCACAAAUUCAAUUGUUGUAACCCGCGAAUCCCCAAUAAAUGUACAAUUAUGUAA
Molecule: messenger RNA, 5361 nt
Organism: Caenorhabditis angaria
Lineage: Eukaryota; Metazoa; Nematoda; Chromadorea; Rhabditida; Rhabditidae
Source: the annotation of a GenBank genome assembly